Molecule: messenger RNA, 304 nt
Organism: Racocetra persica
Lineage: Eukaryota; Fungi; Glomeromycota; Glomeromycetes; Diversisporales; Gigasporaceae
Source: the annotation of a GenBank genome assembly
UUAAAAAUAUUAAUAGCAAAUGUAAAAUGUACACUAGAAAAUACCAUAAAAUAUAAAAACCUUUCAUUAGCCUUAGAAUCCAAGCAAUACUGGCAACCAAUUUUGGUUGAUGACUUCUGCCUUUCAAUGUCACAAGCUGGAUUCAUAUUCAAAGUUGGAGUCUAUACUUAUCAUCAUGGUAACGUCUGCAAUACAACACAUGUUUGGCGAAUAGAUGAAGAAGCAUCAGAGGAAGAGAUUGUUGAUCAGCAUUAUAAAAUUCGAACAGAUUUAAAAAAAUAUUUACCCACCUAUCAUAUACGUC